AUGGCGCCUAUUCACCUUGGUAUUCUGGUCUAUGACUACCAGGCGAUUGAUGUUGUCGGCCCAAUCGACCUCCUUCACUCCGCUAAUUCUGCGUUCUUGGAAGUGUCCAAAAUGUUUGGCCCCGUCAAUGACGAUGCUAUCUCUCAGGCGCCAGACUUUGUUUUUCACCAUUGCCAUUACCCUUACCUCAACUACAACGGUGGAUCAGUGUCCCGAGCUCGAUAUUAUCUUGCUUGGGGGCCGAAUCCCGAGGGCUUCAAGCUGCACCCGAAAUAUAUUGAUCUCAUCCGUCAACAUAUCAAUGCAGGAAAGUUGCUUUUCACGACAUGCACUGGCUCAGCCGUACUUGCAUCUACAGGACUUCUCGAUGGAAAGAACGCAACUAUCAACCAUGCUGGGUAUAAAUGGGCGAAAGAGAAUUAUCCUGCCGUCAACUGGACUAAGGAAAAGAAAUGGGUUGUUGACGGGAAUAUCUGGACUGGAGCUGGUGCUGUUGCAGGAAUGGACAUGGUUGCCUGUUGGCUCAAGGAGCAAUUCGGUCUAGAGAUUCUUACAUAUGCUGCCCGGAAUCUGGACUACGAGCCUCGGGGCGUUGAUGGUGUCUCACCUGUGAUUCCUCGGAGAUAUGACGAGAGCGGAAAGCAGAUCAGCACCCAUGAAUUUUUCUAUUAUUAG
Molecule: messenger RNA, 675 nt
Organism: Penicillium subrubescens
Lineage: Eukaryota; Fungi; Ascomycota; Eurotiomycetes; Eurotiales; Aspergillaceae
Exons: 2
Coding region: 1-675 (224 amino acids)
Source: RefSeq, a predicted model, not a curated record